This is a messenger RNA of Vombatus ursinus (common wombat), 1776 nucleotides long. RefSeq names its product zinc finger protein OZF-like. Lineage: Eukaryota; Metazoa; Chordata; Mammalia; Diprotodontia; Vombatidae. The annotation marks the transcript as partial. The record is from RefSeq and is a predicted model, not a curated record. The transcript has a single exon.
CACCUGCAAGGAUGGAGUUCUAGUCUCAGCUGCAGAGAUGUUGGUCAGGUCACUCAGCCAUUCUGAGCUCAUGGCCUGACUUGAGAAUGUAGUAAGAAAGCCCUGGGUCUGCCAGUGUCACAGGUGGUUGAGGAUCCAAUGUGAUUGUGUGUGAAGCUCUUUGUAAGUCAAAUUGUCCUGCAGAGGUGACCUAGUGGCAUUUUCAAAUGAUUGAUUCUGUCCAUUUAACUUUGAAGACUUUUCUCCUAGCCUGGGGAAGUAGGAUAUAGAUCAGUUAGUUUGCUUUGUCCCAAUGGAGGGAAGGGAUUAUAGUUAGAUAUGGGUGUAUAUGUGUCUGUAUAUGCGUUUUAUUAUUUGUUUCUUGCAGAAGGAGAGAUUAGACCUGAAAUGAAAGAGACUACUGAAAAGCUAAGCAUUUCUGUGAAAGAGACUCACCAGGAAAGCUUCAUGAGUGAUGGUCCUUGUGACUUCACUGGGAGAGAUAUCUGUGCUGUAUUUCACAGAUUCCACACAGGAGAGCAACCUUAUGAUCAUCAUCAUUGUGGGAAAGACUUGAGUCAACAGUCAUCCCUUACUUACCAUCAAAAAAUUCAUAAUGGAAAGAAACCACAUGAGUGUCAUGAAUGUGGUGAAACUUUUAGUGAACACUCAUCCUGCAGUAUUCAUAGUGACAGGAAACCUCAUGAAUGUAAUGAGUUUGGAAAGGCUUGGAGUUGCAAAUCCAGUGUUGCUGAGCACCAGAGAAUCCACACUGGGGUGAAACCCUAUGAAUGUAAUCAAUGUGGAAAGGCUUUUAAAAGUACCUCUGGACUUUAUGGACAUCAGAGAAUCCACACUAGGGAGAAACCUUAUGAAUGUAAUGCAUGUGGAAAGGUUUUCACACAGAACUCCAAUCUUGCUGCACAUCAGAGAACCCACACUGGUGAGAAACCUUAUGUAUGUAAUCAAUGUGGCAAGGCUCUCUGUUCCAGCUCCAGUCUUGCUGCACACCAGAGAAUCCACACUGGAGAGAAACCUUAUGAAUGUAAUCAAUGUGGAAAGGCUUUCAGACUAAAGUCUGACCUUGCUCUACAUCAGAGAAUUCACACUGGGGAGAAACCUUAUCAAUGUGAUCAAUGUGGAAAGGCUUUCAGAGUGAACUCCCAACUUGCUCAACAUCAAAGAAUCCACACUGGAGAGAAACCUUAUGAAUGUAUUCAAUGUGGAAAGGCUUUUAGAAGUACCUCUGAUCGUUCUGUACAUCAGAAAAUCCAUGCUGGGGAGAAACCUUAUGAAUGUAAUCAAUGUGGAAAGUCUUUCAGAGUGAAAUCCAAACUUGCUCACCAUCAGAGAAUCCACACUGGAGAGAAACCUUAUGAAUGUAAUCAAUGUGGAAAGGCUUUCAGACUAAACUCUGAACUUGCUCUGCAUCAGAGAAUUCACACUGGGGAGAAACCUUAUCAAUGUGACCAAUGUGGAAAGACUUUUACACAGAGCUCAUUUCUUGCUGCACAUAAGAGAAUCCACACUGGGAAGAAACCUUAUCAAUGUGAUCAAUGUGGAAAGGCUUUUACACAGAGCUCAUUUCUUGUUGCACAUCAGAGAAUCCACACUGGGGAGAAACCCUAUAAAUGUAAUCAAUGUGGAAAGGCUUUCAGAGUGAAUUCUAAACUUUCUCAACAUCAGAGAAUCCACACUGGGGUGAAACCCUAUGAAUGUAAUCAAUGUGGAAAAGCUUUCAGAGAGAAUGCCAAACUUGCUCAACAUCAGAGAAUCCACACUGGAGAGAAACCUUAU